Messenger RNA from Misgurnus anguillicaudatus (oriental weatherfish), 6102 nucleotides. The record is from RefSeq and is a predicted model, not a curated record. NCBI's taxonomy places the organism in Eukaryota, Metazoa, Chordata, Actinopteri, Cypriniformes, Cobitidae.
UAAAAGUAUCGACUUGCCAGUCAUUUCCUUAUAAAUCAUUGUGUCGGUAUGGAGGAAUAUCCUUAUCCGAUCGUUGUGGAGGGGGACUGGAAUCCUGAACAUGCAAAAAGUUUAAAAAAUAAACUCCAUAUUUACUUUCAAAGUAAGAAGAAAUCUCAGGGAGGAGACUGCGUCGUACAAGUCAAUGAAAACAGCAGCGCUGCUACAGUUCGGUUUAAAUCAUCUGAGAUUCGAGAUGGUGUCCUCUCCAAAACGAAUCAUGUGCUUACAUUUGGCAAAGACAAUGUAAAUUUAAAAGUGAGCAAACCCAGCGAUGCAGCGAAAGAGCCUGACAGCACCCCACAGCUGAAUGAGCAGGCAUCUGGAUAUAAAGAACAUAUACAAAGUACCCCACCAACUGAAAGUGAUCCAGAUGUAAAGAACCUUGAAGAGUUAUAUGCUGUAGUUCUGGAGAAUGUUGCAGAUGACUUCACACAAGAUGUUUUGUCUCUUUUGGUGGAAAAUGUCAGUGGACUCUUGGAAAAGGACUUUAGCAUGGAACUAAUACCAGAAUUAAAGACAGCAGUUGUGACCUUUAAUAUUCCCCGUGUUGCAGGAAAGUUUCUUGAGGAAAGUAAGACACACAAAACAUUCAAGGACUAUGGUCUGAAGGCCCUUGCGCUGGAGAGGAGCACAUGUAUAAGAGUGGAGAAGCUACCAUCUGAUGCCAAUAAGUUGCUGCUGGAGUUGUAUUUUCAAAAAUGGGGUGGUCCGAUAGAAGAAACCAUCACAUUGCCAAUGGAGCAAGCGGCCAUUAUAACGUUUAAGAAUGAAAAAGACAUGGAAAAGGUGAGGAAGAUGGAGCAUACCAUCGGUGAUGUUCCAGUCAAGAUCCACCCCUACUAUAAAUCCCUAGGAACAGCCUUGUAUGGCAGCAACAGACCAACAUGGAAACUACCUGAACCAUUUAAACUCAAUAUACAUCCUGCCAUCAGGGAGUUCCUCCUCAAGAAAAAGCUCAUUUCCUCUAUCAGUGAUAAGAUGAGCUCACAUUUCUGUAAAAUAAACUUAGACAAACCUGAAGUUCAGCUCAGUCCAGAUCCAGCAUUGCUAAAACAGAAAGGUUUAACCAGAAAACAUGUUGAUGGUUGGAGAAAGAAUGCCUCAGAGGCCUUUGAAAGCAUUAUAUCCAACUAUAAAGCAUUUGAGUUGCCAGUAUUGUACCCCUUGUGGACCAAAGUGGAGAAUGAAAUAAAGGAAAUGGUGAAAGAUCUGGUUUUUACACAUAUGGAUUCAUCUAAAGGGGUCCUAACAGUAGCAGGUUUGGCCAAUGAUGUAAAUGAACUGAGACCACGCCUGGAGGAAAUGUUAGAGCGAGCAUCAGCUCAAAUGGAGAGAGAGAAGAAUAGUUUAACAGAAGACAUAGAGAUGACACCUGGCAUGUACUCCCUGCUUCUACAAGACGGUCUGCAAACCGCUACAGCUGCUUCUCCACAACUGCGCCUUGAUUACAACAAGAAAAUGAACAAAUUACAUUUAUCAGGUGUUAAAACUGAAAUUCUCGCCUUCAAGAAUUGGGUCCUUGAAAAGAAAUUAAAUAUUAAACAGACACCUUUAAAGAUUGAUCGUUCAUUACUGGAGUUCUUGAGAUCGGUGGAUUGUGAUGAGAUGUCCAAAGAUCUGUUUGUGUCUCAUGGAAUAAGUGCUGUAUACACGGAAGAAAAUGGAGAUCUUGUUUUGAUUGGAAGCACAGACCGAGCACUUUCUGAGGCACAGGAGAGGUUGAAUGUGGUUCUUCAAACUAAACACAUCAUUGUAGAAGAUCAGGGUGUGCUUGCAUUGCCACAGUGGCAUGAUCUCUUUAAACAAGUGCAAAGUUUGUACAGCACAUCCAAAAAGAGGACAGUGUUGAUAAACACAACACAAAGAGACAAAGUAAUAGUGUCUGGAUUUAAAGAACCAGUGAUAGAGAUCAGCCAGACAUUAGGAGACUUUAUUGAGAAACACACUAAAAUUGAAGAGGAUGUUCGUGUGAAGUCACAUGCAGUGGUUGAAUUCAUAAAAGAAAGAAAGUCACAGGACUGGCAGUGUUUUCUGAAGUCUGAUAAAGUGACGGUGCAUUUUGAUUUAAAGAGACCCCGGAUCAAAGUCUCUGGAGAGCGAAUGUUUGUCCAGCCGGCUAUGACCUUUAUCAAAAAGAUGUCAGAUGCUCUCUACACUGACACACUGAUCAUUAAAAAGGCAGGAGCAAAGAAAUACUUCAAGGAGCAAGGUCAACUAAUGCUGUCAAUGUUACUGAGGGGAAGUGGAUUUGUGGUUGUGCUCCAGGAAGAUCACAUACUGGAAGAGGAGGAGCAGGAUUACAAGAAGGGUAGUUUUGAAGAUUUUGUGGGGUCCUGUGAGGUUCAGAUGCUGUGUGGAGUAACCGUUAUAGUCAGAAAGGCAGACAUUUGCACGCUAAAAGUUGAUGCUGUGGUGAACGCAGCUAAUGAAGAUCUGCAGCACAUUGGUGAAUUAGCCCUGGCACUUCUUCAAGCUGCUGGACCAGAUCUGCAGGACUGCUGUAACAGGUACAUUAAAAUGAAUGGACGUUUGAGGCCUGGAGAUGCCAUCAUCACUGAGGCUGGUCGUCUUCCCUGUAAAUAUGUAGUGCAUGCUGUUGGACCUCGAUAUAACAGUUCAGACAAACCUGGUGUAAUGAAACAUUUAAGAUGUGCUGUGAGGGAAAGUUUAAAUCUGGCUUCAGGCAAACACUGCUCUUCCAUUGCAAUUCCUGUUAUCAGCUCAGGGAUAUUUGGCUGUCCACUGGAACUAUGCACAGAAACAAUUGCCAGGGUGGUGCAGGAGUUCAUUAAUGAUCAGUACCGCAUUGGCUCACGAAGUAAACUUACUGAGAUUCACUUGGUUGAUAAUAAUGACAGCACGGUGAAUGCCAUGGCUCAAGCCGUCAGGAAGCACUUUGGUGAUAUCAGCCCCAAAAUGAAUGUCCUCCACCACAGUAAUCCCAGUGCGCAUGACAGCUCUGGAGACAGGUCAGGAUGUGGUCAGGGCAAUCAUGGGCCUGGAGAUCAUGGACACAGAGGCCAAGAGUUUGGAAAUCACAAUUAUGAAUCAAAAAACCAUGAUAAUAGAGACUUUGAAAGACGAGCACAAUGGAAAGAAGAAAUCAACUAUUUUGGUGGCAGAUUAGAAUCGUUUGAUGUGUCAAGUGUUCUUGAGACCAAAACUACACAAGGUGGACUAAAACCCAUUCUGAGCAAAGGGAACAUCCAGGAUGCAAAGACUGAUGUCAUUGUAAACACUAUAUCAGAAGACCUGGACCUCAGUAAAGGUGCCAUUUCCAAGGCGCUCCUUCAGGCUGCCGGUCAUCAACUCCAGAUAGAGAUCACUACAGCUGUUCAUGCAAGCAAGCUGAAUUAUGGAGAUAUUGUCAUAACAGGUGGUUAUAGCCUGAAAUGUGCAAAAGUCUUCCAUGUAGUUUGCCCACGUUGGGGAGGUUCAGAAGACACGGUACUCGGUCUGAUCAUUAAAGAUUGUCUGAAAAAAGCAGAUGCUCUGCAGAUGGCUUCAGUCUCAUUCCCAGCUAUUGGUACUGGAAACCUUGGCUUUCCUAAGGAUGUGGUGGCCAGGAUCAUACUGAGCGAAGUCCAGGAAUUCACCCCUCAAAACCUCAAAGAAAUAACUGUGAUUGUGCACCCAUCUGACAAACAAAGUUUAGAUUGCUUUACCAGAAUAUUCAGACUUCAGAGUCCCAUCACAAAAGGAGCAUCUCAACACUCAAUCCCUGAAGCAAAACCUUUGGACAAGUCAACACAGAUGUCAGGGUUCCUUGGCAAAAUAUCCACUCCCUCUCUUGGGGUGAUCACAAUGCAAGUUGGUCAAGUGAUGCUGGAGGUUUCAUCAGGAGACAUAACUAAAGAAAGAACAGAUGUCAUUGUCAACUCCUCAAAUCACACAUUUUCUUUGAAAACAGGAGUAUCAAAGGCAAUUUUAGAUGCUGCUGGAUUACAAGUGGAACAGGAAUGUUUACAGAUUGCUGCAACAAAUAACCAGCAAACAGAGAUUGUGACUUCAGCUGGGCAGCUCCCAUGUGGAAACAUUAUCCAUAUUAUUGGACGUAAUAAACCAUCUGAAAUAAAAGAUGUUGUGUUAUCUGUUCUUAAGAUAUGUGACGCAAAACAACUGUCCUCUGUAGCCUUCCCCGCUCUUGGCACAGGUCAGGGUGGAGCAAACCCAGCCGUUGUUGCAGAUGCAAUGGUUGAUGCGGUUGUUGACUUUGUGAAGAAAAAGAAAACAGCAAAUGUGAAGCUUGUGAAGUUCCUCAUAUUUCAGACGAACAUGGUGGCAGACUUCAAACAAAGCAUGCUCAAACGAUCGGGUGAAAAAGUGGAGGAGGAAAAAGGCUUUGUAGACAAGUUUAAAAGCUGGACGAAAGAAACUUUUGGGUGGGGCAAUUCAGAAUCUACCAGAAAUGAAGAGUUUGUAAUAGUGGUUGAAGACAUUGAACCAGCCGUGUUCCAGCUGUGUGGAGAGACACCAAAGGACUUAAAUAAAGCCAGGGACAUGAUCAACAGCCUGAUAAUAAGAGAAUAUGUAAACAUUCCAAUCCGUGAUCCGGCUAUUGGUCAUUUCACCAGAGAGGAUGCAGAAAUGCUGAACGCAAUGCAGAGAGAGCUCACAGUAAGCAUGAAGCUUGAUAGAAAAGACCAAGACCCUGUCAUCAGAUUGGAGGGACUGACGAGAGAUGUCCACAUUGCUGAGAGUCGCAUUCGGGACAUGAUCCGUAAGGUGGAAAGGAUUGAAAACAGAAGACGUGAGGCAUUUAUGGUCAACAGCUUGGUUGAGUGGAAAUAUCUGGCGAGUGGGCAGAACCUGAAAAGCUUUGACAUUUUCACCAAUUUUGACCUGGAAAAUGCCUUUCAGAGCAAAAACACCUCUGUGAAAAUCACAAUUGAUAAUGAAGAAUACAUGGCCGACUUAGUUAAUCUACAGGCCACAAGAGGGAGUAGGCAGAUUGAAUUACAAAGAGUAGAUUUGUCAGAUGCUUUGCCUUCAAACUGGGAUGACAUGAAGGACAAGUCAGUUGUUCUGGUAAAUCUCACAACAACUUCAAAUGAAUAUGCAGACGUGGAGAAAGAGUUCAGGAGAACCGGCUUGACCUUUAACAUAAUUCAAAUUGAAAGAGUACAAAACAGCACACUUUGGAAAAACUACAUGAUCAAAAAGGAAGAACUGGAAGCAAAGAACAACCAUAAAAACAACGAGAAGCUCCUCUUCCACGGCACUGCUCCUGAUAAGACUGAUCACAUUAACCAUCAUGGCUUCAAUCGAAGCUACGCUGGGAUGAAUGGAGCCAUGUAUGGGAAUGGUACAUAUUUUGCUGUGGACCCAAGUUACUCAGCCCGAGGCUACUCUAAACCUGACGCCAGUGGACACAAACGCAUGUACCUGGCCAGGGUGCUUGUUGGCGACUUCACUCAGGGAAAAUCAGGCAUGCUUGUUCCUCCUGCAAAGAGCUCCAUAAGUGCUGAUCUCUAUAACAGUGUGACUGAUAACACAAACAACCCUACCAUGUUUGUAAUAUUCAAUGACGUACAGGCUUACCCAGAAUACCUUAUCACAUUCAAGUAGAGAUUUAGAGUAUCACUGAAUAUUUGUUUAAUGGUAUUGAUUAGAAAAUAGUAAACACAGGGAAAAAUUUAUGUUGUAUACUAACAAUUUUAUUUUGGGAAAAUAAUGACACUGAAGGCUGUGGCAACUUGCUUAUACAAAAACUGAAAUAUAAUCCUGAGAAAAGUUUUCUAGCUGCUAUAAACAUUUUAACCGGAUGCACGUGCGGUGCGGUGAUGUGAUUACGCUUCUGCGGGGAACUUUACUUCUGGUUUCUGUUUGUUUAAUGGUCUGACUAGUUGCUAAUUUGAACUCUUGAACAAAUACCUCAUUAACUCUUUCGCCGCCAGCAUUUUUUUUAAAAAGUUGCCAGCCACCGCCAGCGUUUUUCAUGAUUUUCACAAAAGUUUAAUGCCUUCCAGAAAAUGUUCUUCUUUAAAUAUACAAUAUUAACAUAGACUCUCUGCUUUCAAACAAACAAAAAACGUUUCAUCCUACACUGUAAAAAAAUUC